AUGGGUACGAGCCCGGACUGGUCCUUCUUCCCCGGCAAUCACUGGCUCUACUUCUCCGUGUACCUCUUCACCUUCCUCGUGGGGCUCCCCCUCAACCUGGUGGCCCUGGUGAUCUUUGUGGGCAAGCUGCGGCGCCGCGCAGUGGCCGUGGACGUGCUGCUGCUCAACCUCACGCUCUCGGACCUGCUCCUGCUGCUCUUCCUGCCGAUCCGCAUGGUGGAGGCGGCACACGGCAUGCGCUGGUCCCUGCCUUUCCUCCUCUGCCCCCUCUCCGGGUUUCUCUUCUUCACCACUAUCUACCUCACUUCCCUCUUCCUGAUGGCCGUGAGCAUCGAGCGCUUCCUGAGCGUGGCCUACCCUCUGUGGUACACGGCCCGGCCGAGGCCGGGCCAGGCCGGGCUGGUCAGCGGCGCCUGCUGGCUGCUGGCCGCGGCUCACUGCAGCGUGGUCUACGUCGUCGAACUCUGGAGAUUCCCCUCCCACAGCCAGAGUAGCAAUGGCACCUGCUACCUGAAAUUCCAGGAGGAGCAGCUGAACAUCCUCCUGCCCGUCCGGCUGGAGAUGGCCGUGGUCCUUUUUGGGGUGCCCCUGCUCAUCACCAGCUACUGCUACAGCCGCCUGGUGUGGAUCCUCAGCAGGGGGGCCAGCCAACACCGGCGGAGGCGGGUGUCGGGGCUCGUGGCAGCCACGCUGCUCAACUUCCUCGUCUGCUUUGGGCCCUACAACGUGUCCCACGUCGUGGGCUACAUCCAGGGCGAGAGCCCGGCGUGGAGGAGCUACGUGCUGCUGCUCAGCACGCUGAACUCCUGCGUCGACCCCCUGGUCUACUACUUCUCCUCGUCCGGGUUCCAAGCAGACUUCCAGGAGCUGCUGAAGCGGCUGAACAGGCUGUGGGGCCCUUGGCAGCAGGCGGGCAGUGUGGAGCUGAAGGUCCAGAAUGAAGGAGAGAGGCAGGGGCAGGACUGCCCAGCAUAG
Otolemur garnettii (small-eared galago) is the source of this 975-nucleotide messenger RNA. RefSeq names its product free fatty acid receptor 3 (gene FFAR3). The transcript has a single exon. Gene Ontology annotation, cellular component: plasma membrane. Gene Ontology annotation, molecular function: G protein-coupled receptor activity. NCBI's taxonomy places the organism in Eukaryota, Metazoa, Chordata, Mammalia, Primates, Galagidae. The record is from RefSeq and is a predicted model, not a curated record. Bases 1 to 975 code for a protein of 324 amino acids. Gene Ontology annotation, biological process: G protein-coupled receptor signaling pathway; cellular response to fatty acid.